GACCUCCAGGCGAUCCCGGACCUAAAGGCGACAAGGGUGAUAAAGGCGGGCCAGGACCCCCCGGAUCACAAGGUGACCGCGGAGUGAAGGGUCAACCGGGCGUUGACGGUCCUAAAGGACCCCGUGGGCCGCCGGGGCCCCCGGGGCCUCCUGGAAAAGUUGUUUUAAAUUUCACUGGACCUGAUAUUGGGCCACUGGAGGGUAGGGUGGUUCCGGGUGGCUCUAAAGGACCUAAUGCUGGAUUCAUUACAGUGAAAGGAGAACCAGGAGAGCCGGGGUCUCGUGGAGUAGCGGGAACUCCGGGUUACCGUGGGCCAGACGGCACGCCAGGGGAGAAAGGACAAAUGGGGCCUGAAGGAGAGAGAGGAAUAUCGGGCGCACCUGGUUUACCAGGCCCUCCAGGUUUGCAGGGAAGAAGUGGAGAGGAUGGUGCUCCUGGUCCCACGGGUGAGCCUGGUGAGAAUGGUGUCCAAGGAGAACCGGGACCUGUUGGGAACCCAGGUCCCAUUGGUUUAUCUGGUAUCAAAGGCGAUAGGGGAGAACAAGGUGAACCAGGAGAAGUAGGAGAUCAGGGUAAAUUUGGACAAACGGGAUUUGAUGGAAAACCUGGUCGAAAUGGCGUCAAUGGGAGGAAGGGAGAACAGGGACUCUCGGGUCCGCUUGGGGUUCCGGGACUCAGAGGUUCACCUGGUCAACAAGGUCUACCGGGCGGGCCAGGACCAGAAGGACCAGCGGGUGCCCCCGGAGAAAUAGGUGAACCAGGAAAUGCUGGAGCUCCUGGACUGAAAGGCGACAGAGGGCAACCUGGGUUACGUGGGAAACGCGGUUCAAACGGGGAAACUGGGCCCAGUGGACCAACUGGACAGAAAGGAGACUCGGGUGAAAAAGGUCGACGUGGCCAAACGGGACAACCUGGUGCCAAAGGAGCGACGGGUCUCGUCGGCAACAUGGGCCUCAGAGGAGAACAAGGGAAGGAGGGCGCUCCGGGAAUCGAUGGUCAACCAGGCUCGGAGGGAGGAAGAGGAGAGAGGGGCCCCCCAGGAACAGCAGGACCAAGAGGAAGACUAGGAGCGAAAGGAAAUCGGGGUCCUUCAGGGCAGAUUGGAGCCCCUGGUCCAAUUGGCUCGCGUGGAAAAAAGGGUUCUAGAGGACGACGAGGAGCAAGAGGCCUUCCUGGUGAGAUGGGCCCAGAGGGACUUCAAGGUGAAGUUGGUUACCAUGGAGCUUUUGGUCUGGCAGGGAAAAAGGGCAACGCUGGAUUACCAGGGAUAGACGGAAUUCCUGGAACCAAAGGAGAUCAGGGAUCUCCUGGAGUGGCUGGAAAUCCUGGGAGCCCUGGAAUGAGGGGGAUUGGUGGACAGAGAGGAAGAGCAGGGAAUCCGGGGGCGAUUGGAUCAAAGGGCUUACCAGGGGAGGAUGGCACUCCGGGAAGAACAGGAGAUACCGGUCUACCAGGCAUUAAUGGCUCACCUGGCCUUCGAGGAGCAAAGGGAACAAUGGGCCAACAAGGUAAAGAUGGAUCGUCAGGCCGUGCGGGAUCGAGAGGACCAAAGGGUGAUAAUGGUGCUAAAGGCUCGACUGGGACACCCGGAAGAACAGGAAGAGCUGGGCGUCGUGGUGAACGAGGCACGAUGGGUCUCCGAGGUUUACAAGGACCUGUGGGAGUAGCCGGAGUUCCUGGCCCUAUGGGCAACACUGGACGUCCCGGUCUCCGGGGACGAACAGGAGAACGUGGAAAGGACGGUAAAAUUGGUCAGCUGGGUGACCGUGGUCCAGUUGGUAAACCUGGGCUGCCUGGACCCCAGGGCCCACCUGGAAAAGUUGGCAAAGCUGGAAGUAAUGGCGAAGAUGGAGCUCCGGGCGGGGCAGGACAACGUGGAUCUCGAGGUCGAAAUGGAAAUUCAGGCUCACCUGGUUGGCCGGGGUUACUUGGGUUUCCUGGAAAAAGAGGAUCGAAAGGAGAAAAGGGAAUUGCGGGGAAUCCUGGCUUGCCUGGUGAUGAUGGUCAGUCUGGUGCCCCGGGAGAGGACGGAAGACCUGGAUCACUUGGAAUGCCAGGUCCACGUGGAGCAAAAGGGAAUGAUGGUGUAAACGGAAUACCAGGUCGAAGUGGAAAGAGAGGUUCAGAGGGCUUGAAAGGCCCACCAGGAACGCCAGGAAUUCCGGGAUUGAUGGGAGGACCUGGUCCCUUAGGACCACAAGGUCCUGCGGGACAAAAAGGAGGACUUGGAGAUAAGGGAGGGAAAGGCGAAAUUGGAGACCUGGGAACCAAAGGAGCAGCUGGAGAAUUGGGUUCCAUCGGGUCUGAAGGCGAACCUGGUAAUGAAGGACGUCCUGGAGCUGUAGGUUUAAGAGGUACACCAGGCAAUCCAGGCCGUCCAGGUCCUCAUGGAAGAGAGGGUCCUGCAGGUAGACCAGGAAAAGAUGGUAGACCGGGCAUUCCUGGCACAAAGGGUGCCCAGGGACCUCCUGGACGAGCAGGAAAACCUGGACUGCCAGGGCUUCAGGGUAUAUUUGGAACAAGUGGCGAGAAUGGUUUAUCAGGCAAACAAGGACAGAUGGGACAAAUUGGACCACCUGGAGAACCUGGACCAAAGGGACACCAAGGAAGGGAGGGAAUACCCGGUUUCGCAGGACGUCCCGGAUCGCCAGGAGCAGAUGGAGAAGUGGGAGAUCGUGGGACUGAUGGUAUACCCGGAGCACUUGGUGAGCCUGGAUUUCUGGGAUUUCCUGGGCCAGCCGGGGACGAAGGAUCCCCUGGUAUCGAUGGACAACCUGGGAUCCGUGGACAAGACGGUGAGCCGGGACAAGAUGGAGAGCCUGGAGAAAAAGGAGACGAAGGGGAAAGUGGAAGACUUGGGAAGCCUGGGCAGCAAGGAAUGAUUGGUUUUAUGGGAGAGUCUGGGGAGAAAGGGGAAAGAGGAGUUCAGGGAGAGACGGGAGAUAUUGGCGCGAAUGGAAGCACGGGACCGAUAGGAUUACCUGGAGCGGAGGGAAUACAUGGAGAGGCCGGCGACGAGGGAGACAGUGGAUUAGAGGGAGAGACGGGUGAUCCAGGAUUUCCAGGUUCCCUAGGAAUGCCUGGUCCGCCUGGAGAGGAAGGUGCAGUAGGCGAACCAGGGCGUAAUGCUAGUAUUGGACCACUGGGACCAAAGGGAGUUAUGGGACCUCAAGGACCACCUGGGCCACAAGGCUUCACUGGAGCCGAGGGGGUUGUCGGACCUCAAGGAGAACAUGGAAGUCCUGGUCCCAGAGGAAGAGUGGGAUCCGAAGGGCUUCAAGGACCCCCCGGACCACCUGGCCCACCAGGAGAACAGGGACUUCCUGGGAAAAUACCUCUUGGUUGGACGCACUCACAUCAGACCCAACAAAAUAAAGGUCCAGGAUUUAGACUGUACUCAACACAAGAGCAGGAAAAUGCUGGUACUACAGAGUAUUAUUUUAGGGGUCUCAGCAGUGUUAUUUAUUUCUAUAAAUCACAAAAUGGCACCAGGACACAUCCUGCGCGAUCUUGUAGGGAACUUAACCUUGAACAUCCUGAUUAUCCCAGUGGUGAGUACUGGAUAGAUCCCAACGAGGGAUGCUCCAGUGAUGCAGAAUAUGUUUACUGCGACUUUGAACGAGGAGCUUCCUGUGUUUAUCCAAAGAACAAACAGAUUACAGCCCCGGAUGCAAAACCAUUCGAGUGGAUAAGCGAAGCAACUAGCGACUUAGAACUUAUGGGUUACAGCAUGGUUCCGGUCCAAAUGAGAUUCUUGAGACUUCUAAGCAGGCGUGUGUCGCAGAAAAUUACCUAUCUUUGUUAUAACUCACGCGCCUGGGACGAUGACGGAGGUCGAACAAUUAAGCUGCAAGGUGUAAAUGAAAUGGAGCUUACGGGUAAUGACCGAACUAAGCCUGUUGUCCUAAAGAAUGGAUGCAAGGAACUAAACGAUGAGUGGCAUGAGACAAUUUUAGAGAUCAACACAGUUGAUAAGGAGGCGCUACCAAUCAUUGACAUGGCUCCGUUUGACAUAGCCAAUUCUGAAAAGAAGAAAGAGUUUUUACUAGAGCUUAGCCCUGUUUGUUUUUAUCACUGAUUCUGCAGUUAUAGAACUGGAAAAUAGACUCUUCGUUUUGGCAGAGCUUGUUCAAGACGCACAGGGUCCUGAAACGUAGAAGACUUCCAUAUGUGGUCAUAAGCUUAUACUAUUAAUGAACUCAACAAUUGAACGAAUGAAUAGAAAUCAAUUUCCAAUAUACAGAUUACAUCUACAAGUGUCCAAAUGUGUUUUAUUUAUUCAAGAAUUGAAAUAUCGAAUGGUGAAAAACUAAGUAUCUCUGAAUCCAACACACCCUUUAAAUACCGUGCAGUCUUUUAAACCUUCCAAAACACGGAAGUGCUCGAGGAGUUAAUUACCAAAUCGAUAAAUAUUACAUAAAAUCAUUUUUCGUAUUUUAAAUGCGCUGAUGUCAGCUUUAUUUAUUUAUGUCAAUAAUCUCUAUAUUCUCAAAAACAAGAAAUGUUUAUUUUGUUAAUGUUUUAUCAAUGUACGGGAUUUUGAUUUUUCAUAUCGUGCUU
Molecule: messenger RNA, 4561 nt
Organism: Pocillopora verrucosa
Lineage: Eukaryota; Metazoa; Cnidaria; Anthozoa; Scleractinia; Pocilloporidae
Source: RefSeq, a predicted model, not a curated record